AUGGGUUCCCUCAUCGUCGCUGUGGCGCUUGUCGCCGCUCAGGGUGGCUUCAUCUAUGGGUUUGAUUCUGGAAUCAUUGCCACGACCUUUGGCCAUGACAGUUUCAAGCUCAAGAUGUAUGGGCCGUCUAUGGUCAACACUAGCUAUCAAGGUAAUAUUAUCCACACAACCCGGUACCAUCCCAUUUGGCAUGGAGGCACCGCUGACUCUUGUCUUCACAGGCGCCAUCGUAUCGCGUUUCUGAUGUUUUUACCAGCGAUCAUUGGCUCUAUACUCCAAUGUGCCGCUGUCCAAGUUGGCAUGAUGAUUGCAGGCCGUCUUGUGGCUGGCAUCGGCUGUGGUCAACUACUCUCGGUUGUUCCCAUCUAUCUUGCCGAGGUUGCGCCUCCAGCGCGUCGUGGCUUCCUUGUCGGACUUCAGGGAAUGAUGAUAGCCAUCGGCUUUGGCGUUGCUAAUUGGGUUGGCUACGCAGGUGCUUUUGCCAUGGGAGACGGCCAAUGGCGGAUUCCACUGGCUAUGCAGCUCCCCAUUCCCAUUCUCCUCUCUGUAAUGGUCUUCUACGUACCGUUCUCGCCUCGUUGGCUUAUACUGCGCGAUCGAUACGAAGAAGCGAGAACCGUCUUGGCGGAUCUACACGGGGCUGCGGACAACGAUGAUCUGGUUGGACGCGAACUCAUACAGAUCCGUGAGCAAAUUCUCCUGGAGAGGUCUCAGGGCAACAUGGACUGGAUGACGGCUCUACGUGCACUGUUUUCCCGAAAAUACGUCCGCCGUACACUCACUGCCGCAUUCAUUGUCACCAUGGGACAGCUCAGCGGCUCCUCAGUCAUUCAAAACUUUCAAAACAUCUUCUACGCCACUGUCGGGUUCACUGGUAGAACGGCGCUGCUCAUCAGUGGUGCUUACGGCAUGAUGGGGAUUCUGGGCCAGGUCAUCUACCUCUUCGUCGUCGCAGACCGCUGGCCACGAACACGUACUCUAUGGAGCGGUUCUCUUGUGUUGAGUGCCAUGAUUGCAUUAUGCAUGGCUCUCAGCGCAGUCUAUGGUAACAAGAAUAACGACAACGAGGCAGGAGCAAGGGCGGCCAUCAGCGCCAUCUUCAUCUACUCGAUGUGUUACGCCAUUUUUUUCAAUGCCAUGAUCUGGGUUGUGCCGUCGGAGCUGUUCCCCUUCUUUCUCAGAACCAAGGGUCUGGCGUUCGCCGUUGCUACCAAGUACUACUCACUUUUCAUCGCAACAAACCUAGCGGCCGCUGUCUUCUACUUCUUCUUCCUUCCAGAGACUUCCGGGAAAUCCUUGGAGGAAAUUGCGGAGCUAUUCGGAGAUGACCUAGCAACAAACCGCCUGGGCGAGCUGGACGUGGACGCGAAGAAUGGAAUCGGACCGGAGGCGGAGCUUCAUGAAUUCGCCGAGAGGCGAUCUCAGGCUUGA
This is a messenger RNA of Colletotrichum scovillei, 1431 nucleotides long. RefSeq lists its product as uncharacterized. Gene Ontology annotation, biological process: transmembrane transport; carbohydrate transport. The transcript has 6 exons. The record is from RefSeq and is a predicted model, not a curated record. Lineage: Eukaryota; Fungi; Ascomycota; Sordariomycetes; Glomerellales; Glomerellaceae. Bases 1 to 1431 code for a protein of 476 amino acids. Gene Ontology annotation, cellular component: membrane. Gene Ontology annotation, molecular function: carbohydrate:proton symporter activity.